This is a messenger RNA of Sinocyclocheilus anshuiensis, 897 nucleotides long. RefSeq names its product nuclear factor of activated T-cells, cytoplasmic 4-like. Bases 1 to 897 code for a protein of 298 amino acids. The transcript is spliced from 4 exons. Gene Ontology annotation, cellular component: transcription regulator complex. Gene Ontology annotation, biological process: calcineurin-NFAT signaling cascade; cytokine production; regulation of transcription by RNA polymerase II. The record is from RefSeq and is a predicted model, not a curated record. Gene Ontology annotation, molecular function: transcription factor binding; DNA-binding transcription factor activity, RNA polymerase II-specific; RNA polymerase II cis-regulatory region sequence-specific DNA binding. NCBI's taxonomy places the organism in Eukaryota, Metazoa, Chordata, Actinopteri, Cypriniformes, Cyprinidae.
AUGUAUGUGUUGCUUUGGAAUUGGCCUGGUAUUGGCUGUGUAUCAGAGUCUAGAGUGCUUGAGUGCCCCAGCAUCCAGAUCACCACUAUCUCCCCUGAAGAGGACUCAGGUCCAGCAGGGGGAAGUUACUGGGAUGGCGGGGGUGGCUGGGACAGGGAGCGCCUAUACCUGCCCCUGCUGGAUUCUUACCGUGACGUCAUGACAGGGGCAGGUUCCCUCAGUCCCAGCCCCAGCCCUGCUUCCAGUUCCUCAUCUCGUGGAUGGCUGAGUCCAGCUUCCAGCUGUGAUUCUCUCCUGGUGGAGGAAGACGAGCUCAAUGAAGCUGCUGCCCACUUCUGCCUAUCGCCCUCCUCGCGUCCCACGUCUCCUGGGGGCAAAAAGCGCAGGAACUCCCCACUGGCCUCCCCCAGCACCUCCCGCAGAAGCAGCUACUCUGAGGAUCUCUCCUCCCUCCCGGACAUGGGAGAAACCUCGGCUCAGUCUCAGGCUCCAGCAAGCUGUGAGCUCAACAUCCCACAGAAGACCAGGAAGACCUCUCUGGAACAGAUGUCAUCAAGAGACAUCGAACCAGAGCUGACCCCCAUUCAGACCUCUCCCUGCCCCCUCCCAGAGGUUGCUCAGCUGAGAAGGGAGCCCCCCACAAUAGGGAUGGACUACCUGUCUGUGCCUCCUGCUCUGGGCUGGGGCAGAACCAGGGCCAGCGCUCACAGUCCUCUCUUUAGAUCUAAUGCACUGCCGCCACUUGACUGGCCGCUGCCUUCACAGUUUGACCAGUAUGAACUGCGCAUAGAGGUACAGCCCAGACCACACCAUCGCGCUCAUUAUGAAACUGAAGGAAGUCGAGGAGCGGUAAAGGCAUCACCUGGAGGCCAUCCAGUAGUGAAGGUGACGCUAUAA